UCUUUGAAUAUGACAUUUAUCUAGUAUCUAUAACCUUAAACUUUAAAAUGGAGUUGAAGAAGUUGGAUUCAAAUGUGAUAAAUCAAACUCGGAGUUCUUUUUUAAUAAAUAAUUUUUGCCAAGGAGUUGUUGAAUUAGUAUUAAACAGUUUGGACGCAAAAUCAACGUCUAUAGCUGUAAGAUUAAAUCUAAUUACGUUAAGGAUUCAAGUCGUCGACAACGGAGAAGGGAUUACAAGGGAAAAUCUUGAACUAGUAGGUCUCAGAUAUUACACUAACAAAUGCAAAAGUUUACAGGACUUGCAACAGUGCAUCAGUUAUUAUGGAUUUCGAGGAGAAGCCCUUGCGAAUUUGAUCGAACUCUCAAAAGCCGUUCAUAUAGAUUCAAGACAUAAAAAUUGCUCAAACACUUAUACAAAAAUUAUGACUAAAAAUGAAUGUACUGCAAUUAAAAGUGUUAUUAAAGAGAGACCUAGUUUCGGAACUACUGUCACAGUAGACGGAUUAUUCCAAAAUUAUCCCGUAAGGAAAAAUCGAAUCAUUAAUGAAUUGGAACUGGAAGAAAUUGUUAAACAAAUUAAAGGUCUCGUUAUAAUGCACCACGACAUCAAUUUUUCCGUUAGAAACGACGUAAAUGGUGAAUUGAUACUAACUAGUAGUAAAACUGACAACAUUGUAUCGGCUUUUAAACACCUACAUCCUGAUAUCAAAGAGAUUGGCACUGUAAUGAAAAUAACCAAAGGAAAAAUAAAAAUAAAAUCGAUGUUAUUCAAAAGUUUUUCCCAAAAUAAAAGAGUGCAAUAUAUUUUCGUCAAUAAGAGACCAGUAAUUUCUUCGAAAAUAAAUAAAUGUGUACAUAAACUGUUUCAACAACAUAGUAAACUUAAAAAGAGUGAACAGUCUUUUCCCGUUUAUGUAUUGAACAUCAAAUGUCCGUACACCGAAGUUAAUAUUUCGUGUAAUGCGACCAAAACGACAGUGGAAUUCAAAAAUUGCGAAAAAUUAGAAUAUUACAUUAAAAAAUUGAUUAAUUCAUUUUUUGGUAUCAGAAAAAGUCCGUUAAAACAAAUUCAACAACAUACCGUCGAAGAAAAACGAAAAUCCGAAUGCGGCAUAUCGCAAAUACAGGGAUUAGUAAGAGCAUUUGGUUAUAAAAGAAAACAUAUCGAAUCAGAUGACGUACAACCGCGGAAAAUACCUAAAAAUAUCGAAACUAACCAAGAAGAAGAAUACGAUAUAAUUGAAUCAACCCCGUUCGUUAAAAAAAAUAAUUUCAAUUUUAAACAACCCCUUCCGAUAACUAUAGCACCCAAAGAAAUUAAAUCUAAUCGAAGCGAUAAAUCCAUUUCCAUAUUCACCAACGACGAAAACAAAGGAAAACAUUUGAUUAUGAACAUGUUUUUAAAAUCAACUCAAGUGUAUAAAAGCGAAGAAGAUAUAAGAGAUUUAAGUCAGGACAGUCAGGAAACUAUAUACAAAGAAGAAUCGAAUAUUCUAAUGAAAAAUAACGUCGAAACUAUGUUUGACGGUGAAAAAAAAGCCAUGUCGAUGUCCGUUAACGUUAAAAGUACCACGAAAAUAAGACAAUCUAAAAAAAACGUACUUUCUAAAUGUCUACAAACGAGUUUUAACAAGAACGUGACUUCUAAAGCUCUACAAACUACUCUUAACGAAGAACAUAAUUAUAAUUGUCGUUUAAAUGAUAAUUAUACUUUAGUUCUAUCAAACGAAGCGUCACCACAAUUCAAAUUUUUAUACAAAGAACCACAAUUAAUGGAUAAUUUCAAAUUCGACUUGAUGGAAAUGUGCAGGUGUACUUGUCGCGAAAAAAUGUUCGAUUUCAGUAAAUUACAUACCGAAAAGUUAUUUGUCCAACCUAAAAUUGGUGAAACUAGUUGUUUUUGGAGUAUAAAAAAGAGACCUAAAGUUAUUUCUUAUCAUAAAUGGUCGAAAACAAGUCCUUAUUUCAAUCUGAAUCACCAUCAACCAAAAUCGAAUUAUGAUGGUCCUUUUUUUGACGAUUUAUAUCGCCAGCAAAUCAAAAAACAACCUCAAACAAUUGAAUCUUAUAAAUGUUUCAAACCCCACUAUAAGAGUACUCAAAAUAAUUCGCAUCAACCUUGUACAUUAGAAAAUAAUUUACAUCACCCACGUAUACAAGAAGAUAUUUUACAUCAUAAAUAUACACAAGAAAAUAUUUUAUAUCACCCCCGUAUACAUGAAGAUAAAUUUCAUCACCCCCGUAUAAAAAAAAAUAAAUUGCAUCACUUCCGUUUUAAAGAAAAUAAUUUUCAUCGAUCCCGUACACUAGAAAAUAACUUGCAUCACCCCCGUACAGAAGAAAAGAAGUUGCAUCAACCCCGUAGACAAGAAAAUAAUUUGAAUCACCCACAUAUACAAGAAAUAAAUAUUAAUCACCCUCGCACACAAGAAAAUCAAUUUCAUCACCCUCGUACACAAGAAAAUAAUUUUCAUUACCCCCGUAUACAAAAAAAUAAUUUGCAUCAACUCCGUACACAAGAAAAUAAUUUCCAUCCUCCCCGUACGCUAAAUAAUAAUUUGUAUCAUUCACGUACACAAAAGAAUCAUUUGUGUCAACCCUGUAUGCACGAAAAUAAUUUGCGAAACCCCCGUAGACAGGAUAAUAAAUAUCAUCAAUCACGGAUACAAGAAAAUAAUUUGCAUCACCCCGGUAUGCAAGAAGAUAAUUUGCACGAGUCACUUACUCAAGAUAACAAUUUGCAUCAACACUGUACGCAAGACAAUAAUUUGAUUAAACCCCGUACAAAAGACAAUAAUUUGCAUCAGCCACUUAAGCAAGAAGAUGAUUUGCAUCAGCAAUUUACAAAAGAAGAUAAUUUGUAUCACCCCUGUAAACAAAAAGAUACUUUGCUCGACCCACGUACUCAAGCUAAUAAUUUACAUCACCACAAUACACAAGAAAAUAAUUUACAAUACCCUCGUACGCAAGAAAAUAAUUUUACAGUUUCCAAAUCGAAAAAUUCAACUGAAUCAUUUGGACUCACCAAUUUAACCCCAUGCGGUUCACCCUCGAAAAAUAUAAAUUUUGUUGAAGAUGCAGAAUGUAAGGAAAACGAAAAUGCAAUUGAAGAAGAUAUGGAGAAAAAUAAUUCGGAAUUAGUUAUAACUUUAACGGACAAAGAGAAAUUGUGUAUGUUAGAAAAAGAUUUGGCAGAGGAAAAAAGUAUUUUGAUGAAAGAAUUUUUGGAAUGGAACAGUCAGUUUACACAAAACGAAUCUCUCGAAAAUGAUGAAGGAGAUUGGAUAAAACGAACAUGUUUUGGUAGGAGGUGUUACCUAAAUAAACAAACAGGUUUUAUAACAUAUUCUAAUCCAAAAAUAAAUGAAAAAUUAUUUGUAUUAAGUGAACGAUACGAAUUUUUACCAAAAGGUAUGUCUCCAAUUUUGAAAGAAAUAAAACCGGUAGACAAAUCUUUAAGUCAAAAUGGAAAAGAAACUUUAUCGGACUAUAUUAUGGAAGUAUACAAAAAUGAGCUUUUAUAUAUCAAAUGGCAACAUUAUCUAAAAGAUAUGGAUUCUAAUACAUUCUUCGAAAAUUUAUACAAGUUGAAAUUGUAUGAAAACUGUAUCCCGAACAUCGUUGAUACGAAAAAAUGUGACGAAAACGGAAUAAAUUUUACAAGGGAUCUAUUCACAGAUAUCCAAAUUAUAGGACAAUUGGACAAAAAAUUUAUUAUUGCGAAUAAUGAAAAUAUGAUAAUUGUAUUUGAUCAGCAUGCCGUUCACGAACGAAUACGCCUGGAACGUUUAUCAAAAAUUUAUAAAAAUGCCAAAGCCUUUUGUGAAGAACCGGUGCUUUUAUUUUUACCCCAGAACGAUAUUUCUUUGUUAAAACGGUGUGAAACAUAUUUAAAUUAUGUCGGUAUAUCUUUGGAUUGUUUAUCAAAUUGUGUUCGUGUGAUCGAAAUACCUCUUUGCGUUUACAUCAAAUAUCAACAGGAAUCCGUAGAAUCACUCAAUAAUUUUAUCAAGAUCAUGAUAAACGAAGUACUUGAACUUUUGAAAUCAACUAGAGCUGCUACUUUGAAAAUUUUACCUAGGGUAGUACAAAAUAUUGUGAAUUUGGAAGCUUGUAGAGGAGCUAUCAAGUUUGGAGAUUAUUUAAACAAAAAAAAAUGUACAGACCUAUUACAGAAGCUAUCAUUAACCGAACUACCAUUCCAAUGUGCACACGGAAGGCCUACUGUAACCCCUCUAAUAAGACUUGAUUCAAAUUCGAAAAGAAAUAAGAUCAAACCCAUAAAUUUCCGAAGUUUACAAAAUUUGUUGAAAAAUAAUAGUUAAUUAACUAUAUUCCAAUAAUUUUUAAUGAAGGGUGAUUUGUCUCAAUGAAAAAUCUUCAAUUGAAUAAUUUGAAUAAUCAAUUUAUCAUAGUUCCAUACGUAUACCCUGAUUAUUAAAGGGGAUUUUUCAAGCAAUUAAUCACUCUCAAUUGAAAGUUGUUGGUAUAUAGUUAAUAAUGAAUAUUAAAAAAUAAAAUAAAGUUUAAUAAUUUCAAUCGAUAUACAAAUUAAGUUGAAAUAAAAUUUCUUUAUAUUUUACUAACAUGCUUAACACUUCUUGCUAUUGAUUUAUAUCAAAAUUGUUCAAAUCUAUAUAAUAAUUUCAUUAUUAAAAUAUAAAGAUAUAUAAUAUGCAAUAUUAUAACAAAUUUCUCAAAAACGACUCCUUUAAACAUUGGAGCCAUCUCUGUUACAUUAAAGUAUGAAAAAAAUAAAUAUAUUGUCAAACAAGAUUUAAUUAUCCUUAAUGACAUGAAAAGAUUAACCGAUACUGGAUUCAUUAAUUUUUAGAGUUACAACGCAAUUAAUGUAUUGAUUCAUGACAUAAUGGUGACAACAAAUACAUAAUAUAUAUUAUAAACACACUGUAUAUAAUACUAAUACCAUCUAGUUCUUCGAGCCUUCCAUAGAUCGCUGAGUUGUACCCGGCUCGAAAGACUAGAUGCUGUAAUUAAUGUUUUGAUGUGAUGGUAGUAGAUAAUGUGUUUAAUAUAAAACAUAAUAAACAUCAAUGUUACAAAAUCAACAGACUCUGAAAAAAAUAUUGAUUGUAGAUUUCCAAAUUGAUAAUUAUUAUUAUAUACUAUAGAUUCUAUUCAAAUAAAGUGCUAUUGAAUUUUU
Molecule: messenger RNA, 5164 nt
Organism: Diorhabda sublineata
Lineage: Eukaryota; Metazoa; Arthropoda; Insecta; Coleoptera; Chrysomelidae
Exons: 8
Coding region: 48-4325 (1425 amino acids)
Biological process (GO): mismatch repair
Cellular component (GO): mismatch repair complex
Molecular function (GO): mismatched DNA binding; ATP hydrolysis activity; ATP-dependent DNA damage sensor activity
Source: RefSeq, a predicted model, not a curated record